AUGGAGACCAAGAGGGAGGCGGGACUACUGGAGAGCAGGCUGAGCCUGGAGGACUAUGAGAAACUGCAGAGCCUCUUUCUGGUGAGUGGGUAUGGGUAUGGAAAUAACACAUUAGACACACACACACACACACCCCAUGUUGACCUCUGAUGACCUCUGUUGUAGGGUGACAGUGGAGCAGGUGUGUCCUUCUCCAGGGCAGAGUUUAUAGAACAAGCCUGGUCUGCAGUGAGACGUGGCUCCAGGGAGGAGUACGGCCUCCUAUUCGACAGUGUUGUCGUCACUCAGGAGCAGCAUAGCCUGCUAUUGGACAGUGCUGACGAGCGAGGGGAGAGGGCAGUGGACUGGGAGAGGCUGACUUCCUUCCUGCUGAUAGGGCUGUCAGAAAAGGAGGAGAAUGAACGAGCUGCCACCGUGCCUCGCUGGAGACCUCCUCGAACUCUGACCCCUCCACACCGUGACCCUAUCCAACAGGUAACACUAAACACAUCUUGAGCCUAUCAACUCACAAUGCUGUAAUUUUGCUAAUAAUGAAAUAAUGGAAUAAUGAAAUAAUAACUUAUAAGAUGAAUAUAAGCAUUUUAUGGUAUUCUCCAUCGGUGGUUGACAUCUCUAUGGUUACCCCAGGUGGUGUACCUGCGUAGCUCAGGCCGGUACCUGUCAGUGAGUAAGGGGGGCACGCUGGGGGUGUGGGCGGGGGAGGACUUCGCCCUUCUCCAAACACACCGCCUCCACAACGACUCUGUCAGGCCCAAAGAUCUCUGGGUAACAGCUAUGGUGGUGCUGCACAACGUACACAAGGUCCAGUCCAACUCAGCCAAUCAAUCAAUCAAUCAAUCACUGAGAUGACCUGCAUCCAUCCCUAUCAUCUCUGUCUCUGUCUCUCCUGUCUUCCUUGUUCGAGAUCUCUACUAUCUCUCUCUCUCUCUCGCUCAUAGAUAUCUUCUCUCUCUAUCUCUCUCUCUCUCUGUAGUCUCUGUCUCUGUCUCUGUCUCUCUGUCUGUCUCCUCUCUCUCUGUCUGACUCUGUUAUAUCUUUCUAUGUCUCUGUCUCUCUUCUCUCUCUCUCUUCUCUCUCUCUAUCUCUCUCUCUCUCUCUCUCUUCAAUUUCAUUUAAGGGCGUUAUUGCCAUGGGAACAUAGGUUUACAUUGCCAAGCAAGUGAAAAUCUCUCCUCUAUCUGCUCUCGAGAGAAACGAGAUAGGCUGAUGAGAGAGAGCAAGAUUAAGAUUUCUAGCUAGAAGCGAGAGAAUCUCUCUAAGCUCUAUGCUAUCGAGCGGAAGAGCGAGAGAGAUUAUCUCGCUCUCUCCUAUCGAUCUCUCUAUUCUCUGUCUAUCGUUUCUCUCUCUAUCUCUCUCUCUCUCUCCUCUCUCUCUCUCUCUUCUCUCUCUCUCUCUCUCUUUCUCUCUCUCUCUCUCUCUCAGAUAGCUGUGUCAUUCACCAGUAAGGAGGUCUGUUUCUAUGACUUGCUCUCCAAGCAGCAGUUUAGCUGCCAGUAUAUAACUCCAGGGUCUGAGAUACGCCCCUCUAUGUCUGGACUACUGGUGUCACCCCACUUACCCUGCCCAGGCUGUACUCACCAUGGGAGACACAGGGGACAGGUGAGAGACGGGGAGACACUGGGGGACAGGUGAGAGAAGAGAGGGAUAGACAGGGACAACUGAGAGAGGGAGGGGGAGAGACGGGGACAGGUGAGAGGUUAGGGGGAGAGAUGGGGACAGGUGAGAAGGUAGGGGGAGUGACAGGGGGGCAGGAGAGAGACAGGGAGACAGGUGAGAAGGGGGUGAGUGGAGAUGAGGACAGGUGAGAGGGGAGUGGUGAGAGACAGGGGAAGGUGAGGAGGGGGGGGGAGAGACGGGGUGGACAUGUGAGAGUGUAGGGGGAAGAGACGGGGGACAGGUGAGAAGGGGAGGGGGAGGAGACAGGGGGACAGGUGAGAAGGGAGGGGGUGAGACCGGGGGACAGGUGAGAAGGGAGAGGGGGAGAGACGGGGACAGGAAGAAAGACGGAGACGUGGGAGAGUUGGUGAGAGCAGACUGGUGCGAGCGAUACAGGGGACAGGUGACAGGGGGGGGUGAGAGACGGGGACAGGUUGAGAGGGGAAGGGGUGAGGCGACGGUGGGCCAGGUGAGAGGGGCGGGGGGGAGGAGAAGGGAGGGGAAGGUGACAGGUGGAGGGGGGGGGAGCGAACGGGACAGGUGAGAGGGGAGGGUGAGGUGAGAUACCGGGGAGCAGGUGAGGGGGAGGUGAGAGACUGGGGGCCAUGUGAGAGGGGGCGGGGGAGGAAGGACGGGGACAGGGGAAGGAAGCGGGGAGGGUGAGGACAGGGGGACAGGUGAGGGGGACGGGGGCAGAGACGGGGGGGACAGGUGAGAGCGUGAGAGGGGAGGGGGAGAGAGGGGACAGGGGUAGAGGGGAGGGUGAGAGACGGGGACAGGUGAGAGGGGAGCAGCGAAAGUGAGUGAUUGUGGUCACUAGGAUCCAGUGAUAAUAACCUCUUGCUUGUGUUUUCGUGUGUGUGUGUGUGUAUGUGUGUUGUCCUAGGUCAGUGCCAUAUGCUUCAGGUCAGCUCAGAUCUCCCUGUUUGAGAGGCCCAGUCCAGGGGCAGACACAGAAUCUGCUGACAUCAUCAAGUGGGAGGAGCUAGUUCAAGGUCGCCAUCGCUGCUGCUACACACUCAGACACCGAGCUCACGGACACGCCUGGGUACGCAGAGGUGAGCUCUGUCCCAAAAUACAUCUCAUCCUUUAUCCUUCUGACCUGAGUGGCUUUGUACUGUUGGUGGGUGUCAAUGACCACCAAACAACAUGUCCACACCAACACACACCCUCUUACAAACACAAGUACACCUCUGAUUAAUUAGCUGACAGGCCCAUUGAUUAACAUGUCGGUGUUGCUGGUUGACAUUUCCCAGACUGCUUUCUGUUGACUUGCAUAACCCCAAGCUCUUUGAAGUACACCACUAUCAAUUAAUAUGCAAAUUAGCUUGGUUGGUAAAGUGCUUACUGCAGGAGUUAAAGUGAUGCCUCACCACUUCUCAGUUUAGAGUCAGAAUGUCAGCACCACCGUCUGAAUAACUAGCUAGGAGGAUAAUAUCAACCUGAUUUCAUCCCUGUGUCCGGAUGACAUGUGGACAUCACACACACCUUGGCACUUGCCAUUACAAACACACACACGGUGUCACCCUGAACGUUGGUCCGUCCACAGACACACUCACCUUAGCACCUGGGGUGACAGCCAUCCUCAGCGCUUACUCAACCUGUCACCGCGGUUACGGGUUCUGCAGUGUCAUGGAAACACAAUGGGUCACGCGUCCACAGGCCCCCUCAUGCUCCUGGUCUAUACAUAAAUACAGACAUACACAGAGUAGACAGAUCACCAAUUAGGUGAUUCAGGAUAUAGCCUCUUACCCUUUAAACACACGCACACACACACACACACACACACACAAACACACACACACACACACACACACACACACACACACACACACACACACACAAAGCUCUGCUGAGGGGGUCAUCCUCACAUGGGAGAUAACAAGAACAAAAGUUAGAAUAAACAACAGCGUCAACACGUCAUAACCAUGUCCUAACACGUCAUAACCAUGUCCUAACACGUCAUAACCAUGUCCUAACACGUUGUAACCAUGUCCUAACACGUCGUAACCAUGUCCUAACACGUCAUAACCAUGUCCUAACACGUCAUAACCAUGUCCUAACACGUUGUAACCAUGUCCUAACACGUCGUAACCAUGUCCUAACACGUCGUAACCAUGUCAUAACACGUCAUAACCAUGUCCUAACACAUCAUAACCAUGUAGUAACAUGUCAUAACUCAUAACACAUCAUAACACAUCAUAACCAUGUCCUAACACAUCAAAACCAUGUCCUAACACGUCGUAACCAUGUCCUAACACAUCAUAACCAUGUAGUAACAUGUCAUAACACAUCAUAACACGUCAUAACCAUGUCCUAACACGUCAUAACCAUGUCCUAACACAUCAUAACCAUGUCCUAACACAUCAUAACACGUCGUAACAUGUAGUAACAUGUCAUAACACAUCAUAACACGUCAUAACCAUGUCAUAACACAUAACAGCUGACAUAACUUGUCAUAACCUGUCAUAAUAUGGUCAUAACACUGUCAUGACGCAUAUAUUUACACCUGUUGUGACAUAUAUUGCGUUAUUUUAUGGCUGGUUCUGACAACUACAUAAGCGUGUCAAAACCCACAUUUAUUCAAAUUAGUUUUUUCCCUGCCAAGAACUGUCCUUUCGGUUUAAAGUUUGUUUCUUAAAUCCAAUGUUGUUGUAAUGAAUUCUUUACAGGCACAUUUUUCUCAUCUUAUUUAAAUAACUUGUAGAAAAUACACUUUCUGACACUGUCAUGAAGCAUUAUGACCAUCAUAAUCACAUAAGCCAGAUAGGCCUAUCACGUACAGGCCCUUAUGUCAGUCAUCAGUCAUAAAGAGGGUGUCUUGUCCUGCUCCUGAUAUCCCAGUCAUCAGCAACAGAGCACUGGGUUAGGUGCAUGUCUGACAUAAAUAUGUGCACAAUUACAAUGAUAAUUGAAUAUGGUCAAUUUCAGAAAAAUGUUAUACAACAUAAACAUACUGUUAAAUAAUAAUAAAUAAUAAUAAUAAUAUGCCAUUUAGCAUAUACAUACUGUUGACACGUAGGCUAUGGUGUAAUGGAAUGGUUUGCCUUGUGUGGUAGGUUUCGUGGGUUUUUACACUCUUAUGUAGGUGUCAUAACCAGCCAUAAAAUAACACAAUAUAUGUCACAACAGGUGACAUGACAGUGUUAUGACCAUAUUACGACAGGUUAUGACAAGUUAUGUCUGCCGUUAUGACAUGGUUAUGACCGCGUUAUAAAGUGUUGUGACGCUGGUUGUCAAGUAAACAACAACAACAACAACAACAACAAACAAUAAAGCUCAACAAAAGGGAACAGAGGAGAUGACAGGGAAACCUAAAAAGGGUUAGCUCAUUUACAUUUUACUGGCAGUGUGUGUGUGUGUGUGGAGGGAUAGAUAGAUGGAUGCCGCAUGACUUCUCACAGUCAACAGAGCACAAACUCUAACUGAACCCUGCCUGUGAAAAGAACAAUGACAUGUUAUGGAGAGAAUCAUGAUGAUCCUCAACCCUCCUGUUCCUGAAAUGACACACUGGGUCUGACAGUAGACCUGUGUGAGUGUGUCUAUGUGUGUUUGUAUGUCAGCCACAAAAGAACGUGACUUACUGACAUUUCAAAGCUCUCCUCUCUCUGUGUGUAGGGCAGCUUAGUCAAUAUACAGCGCCUUCGGAAAGUAUUCAGACCCAUUCCCCUUUUCCACAUUUUGUUACGUUACAGCCUCAUUCUAAAAUUGAUUAAAUACUUUUUCCCCCUCAUCAAUCUAUACACAAUAUCCCAUAAUGACAAAGCAAAACAGGAUUUUAGAAAUGUUUGCAAAUUUAUAAAAAAACAAAAACAGAAAUACCUUAUUUACAUAAGUAUUCAGACCCUUUGCUAUGAGACUCGAAAUUGAGCUCAGGUGCAUCCAGUUUCCAUUGGUCAUCCUUGAUGUUUUUUCAACUUGAUUGGAGUACACCUGUGGUAAAUUCAAUUGAUUGGACAUGGUUUGGAAAGGCACACACCUGUCUAUAUAAGGUCCCACAGUUGACAGUGCAUGUCAGAGCAAAAACCAAGCCAUGAGAUCAAAGGAAUUUUCCGUAGAGCUCCGAGACAGGAUUGUGUCGAGGCACAGAUCUGGGGAAGGGUACCAAAAAAUGUCUGCAGCAUUGAAGGUCCCCAAGAACACCGUUUGGAACCACCAAGAAUCUUCCUAGAGCUGGCUGCCUGGCCAAACUGAGCAGUCAGGGGAAGAAGGUCCUUAGUCAGGGAGGUGACCAAGAACCCAAUGGUCACUCUGACAGAGCUCCAGAGUUCCUCUGUGGAGAUGGGAGAACCUUCCAGAAGGACAACCAUCUCUGCAGCACUCCACCAAUCAGGCCUUUAUAGUAGAGUGGCCAGACGGAAGCCACUCCUCAGUAAAAGGCACAUGACAGCCGACUUGGAUUUUGCCAAAAGGCACCUAAAGGACUCUCAGACCAGGAGAAACAAGAUUCUCUGGUCUGAUGCAACCAAGAUUGAACUCUUUGGCCUGAAUGGCAAGCGUCACGUCUGGAGGAAACCUGGCACCAUCCCUACGGUGAAGCAUGGUGGUGGCAGCAUCAUGCUGUGGGGAUGUUUUUUAGUGGCAGGGUCUGGGAGACUAGUCAGGAUCGAGGGAAAGAUGAAUUGAGCAAAGUACAGAGAGAUCCUUGAUGAAAACCUGCUCCAGAGCACUCAGGACCUCAGACUGGGGCGAAGGUUCACCUUCCAACAGAACAACGACCCUAUGCACACAGCCAAGACAACGCAGGAGUGGCUUCGGGACAAGUCUCUGAAUGUCCUUGAGUGGCUUGAGAGGAUCUGCAGAGAAGAAUGGGAGAAACUCCCCAGAUACAGGUGUGCCAAGCUUGUAGCGUCAUACCCAAGAAGACUCGAGGCUGUAAUCGCUGACAAAGGCGCUUCAACAAAGUACUGAGUAAAGGGUCUGAAUACUUAUUAAAUGUGAUAUUUCUGUUUUUUAUUUUUAAUACAUUUGCAAAAAUUUCUAAAAACCUGUUUUUGCUUUGUCAUUAUGGGGUAUUGUGUGUAGAUUGAUGAGGGAAAAAAACAAUUUAAUCAAUUUUAGAAUAAGGCUGUAACGUAACAAAAUGUGGAAAAAGUCAAGGGGUCUGAAUACUUUCCGAAUGCAGUGUAUCUAGCUUGUUAUCCACUCAUCUAACUUAUCUUCCCCCUCUCUCCUCACCUUCAUCCACUCCUUUUCUCUUUACUCACCUCUUUACAUUCAUAAAACACCUCAUCCUACUCCUGUACUUCCUGUUUCCUGCAGUGCGUUUCCUGGGCUCUUUGGACGCGUUGUUGUCGUGCAGUACCAGCCCCCACAGCAGCAUGGUGAUUGGCUGGAGGGAGAGAGAGGGCGAGCCCCUCAGAGUCACCGCCUUCCACACGGAGAAAGGAACCAAUGACCUGGACCACCACCCUGGGAUGAAUCUGAUAGGUACUGACAAGUCCUACCAAGUUCUAAUAUCUAUCCUUACUUCUCAUUGGUUGUAACCACUGCCAGCACUAACAUCCUUCUCUCUGAUUGGUUGCAGCCACCGCAGGUAUAGACAACAAGGUGUUGCUGUGGAACCCCUAUGUGAUCUCUAAACCAGUGGGUGUACUCAGAGGUCACAUGAGCAGUGUUACCGCCGUACGCUUCUUAGUGGGCAAGAAACAACUGAUCAGCUUCUCCAAGGACAAGGUGACAGAGAAGGAGAAGAGGAGUUGUUAUGUGUCGUAGACAUGCAUUAAAUGAAAUAUGCCUUAAUCUAAAUGAUAAAGAUGAGACUUAUUUUUUCAUGCAUGUUGAAGACUUUAAGACAACUCUCUCUCUCUUCUCUCAGGUGCUGAGGUUGUGGGAUGUAGCUAGUCAGCUGUGUAUUCAGCGUAUCGCCGGCAUCUUCCCCAAGACACAGGAGGAGUGUCACACUCUGUUGUUCCUUCAUGAGGAGCGCUCACGCCUCCUCCUCUCCUUCAACAGUCUGCUCAUCCUCAUGGAAGCCAAGAGAGAGGAGGGGAGGAGAGUCACCAGCCAUGAGAACCCUGUCACCUGUGUCCUCUAUAGCAGCCUGUUCAGACAGGUACACACACAGGAACACAUGCACAGUCACCUACAUCUACACAGGAACCAUGAUAAUGCUCUCUCUCUCUCUCUCUCUCUCUCUCUCUCUCUCUCUCUCUCUCUCUCUCUCUCUCUCUCUCUCCCACAACUCCCCCACAUCCCUCUCGCUCUCUCUCCUCUCCCUCUCCCACAACUCCCCCACAUCCCUUUCGCUCUCUCUCCUCUCCCUCUCCCACAACUCCCCCACAUCCCUCUCGCUCUCUCUCCUCUCCCUCUCCCACAACUCCCCCUCUCUCGCUCUCUCUGUCUCCCCCCCCCCCCCCACUCUCUGUCUCUCAGGUGAUCAGCAGUGACUCUGGCUCCCCCCCCCCCCCUCUCUGUUUCCCAGGCGAUCAGCAGUGACUCUGGCUCCUCAGUGACCUGUUGGCUGGUGGACACAGGUCAGAAGGUCAAGCAGUUCCACCGUUGUCAUGGUGAUGCUGAGAUCUCCACCAUGGCGUUGGACGGGACACAGACACGCCUGUUCACCGCCGGCACAGACGGAGUAGUCAAGGUCACUCAUUACAUUAAUUAACGUAGGCAGUCCCCAUAAGCAUGAAAUAUAUAAACACUAAGAUAUUAAUAUUGUUCCAUUCCAAUUUUGUAGGGCACUCUGCAGGGAUCAUUGUGUAAAAUAUAUAGGUGCAACUAAUGCAUACAAUAACCAUAGCUACAUCCACAGAUACAUACAUAUCCAUAUAACAAAUGUUUAAUAAUAUAUCUUCAAGAGAAGGGACCUUAAUAUGUUGCCUAAGUUGUUUUGAAAUGGAAGAAUUGGGUGAAAUAGAAUACAUUACAAUAGAAUUGUGUUGUGAGACUGUUUGUUGAUUGAGUCCAGUGAGUGUGACCCCUAACAUGUGGAGGUUUGAGGCAGCAGAAGCAGUGUUGGGCGGAGGCUAUCUGACAUUUGACUCUCUGUGAAACGUGUUUAAUCUUCUCUGCUAGUGUUUCUGUUGUGUCAGGAGCUUUCUGGUCAGCUGACUACCGGCUGUGUUUACUUGUGGUUGUGUCCGAACCCCCCAGGGGAGUGUGUGUUUGUCUGACUUUGUCUGUGCUUCUGUCUGUCUGUCUGUCUGUCUGUCUGUCUGUCUGUCUGUCUGUCUGUCUGUCUGUCUGUCUGUCUGUCUGUCCGUCCGUCUGUCUGUCUGUCUGUCUGUCCCAGUGGUAAAUGUUUCUGUCUCCUUGAAUCUUUGUUUCAAUGUUAACCUGGUGGUGUCAAUUUGAUGGGGUGUCUGUUCUAGGUUCUAGAUCUGUAUUUAUUGGUUCUAACUGUGUGGUUCUGUGUUACUAACUGUGUGGUUCUGGCUGUGUGGUUGUAACUGUGCGGUUCUAACUGUGUAGUUCUGUGCGGUUCUAGAUCUGGGACUUUAACGGUCACUGCCACCACAGGCUGAAUGCGGGCCGGGACCAGGCCGUGGACAUCUCCCAGGUUCUGGUGCUGAAGAGAACCGUGCUGGUCAUGGGCUGGGAGAGGUAUGAGUGUGUGUCCCUAAGACCUAAGAUCUGCACAUUCAACUGUCUGUCUGUCUGUCUGUCUGUCUGUCUGUCUGUCUGUCUGUCUGUCUGUCUGUCUGUCUGUCUGUCUGUCUGUCUGUCUGUCUGUCUGUCUGUCUGUCUGUUGUUGUGUCUGUCUGUCUGUCUGUCUGUCUGUCUGUCUGUCUGUCUGUCUGUCUGUCUGUCUGUCUGUCAGUGGUUGUGUGUCUGUCUGCUGGUUCAUCUCUUUAAAAAAAUAAAUAUAUAUUUCACCUUUAUUUAACCAGGUAAGCCAGUUGAGAACAAGUUCUCAUUUACAACUGUGACCUGGCCAAGAUAAAGCAAAGCAGUGCGAUAAAAACAACAACACAGAGUUACAUAUGGGGUAAAAAAACAUAAAGUCAAAAAAUACAACAGAAAAUAUAUAUACAGUGUGUGCAAAUGUAGCAAGUUAUGGAGGUAAGGCAAUAAAUAGGCUAUAGUGCAAAAUAAUACAAUUAGUAUUAACACUGGAAUGCUAGAUGUGCAAGAGAUUAUGUGCAAAUAGAGAUACUGGGGUGCAAAAGAGCAAAAUAAAUAACAAUAUAGGGAUGAGGUAGUUGGGUGGGCUAAUUUCAGAUGGGCUGUGUACAGGUGCAGUGAUCGGUAAGGUGCUCUGACAACUGAUGCUUAAAGUUAGUGAGGGAGAUAAGAGUCUCCAGCUUCAGAGAUUUUUGCAAUUCGUUCCAGUCAUUGGCAGCAGAGAACUGGAAGGAAUGGCGGCCAAAGGAGGUGUUGGCUUUGGGGAUGACCAGUGAGAUAUACCUGCUGGAGCGCAGACUAUGGGUGGGUGCUGCUAUGGUGACCAAUGAGCUAAGAUAAGGCGGGGAUUUGCCUAGCAGUGAUUUAUAGAUGGCCUGGAGCCAGUGGGUUUGACGACGAACAUGUAGUGAGGACCAGCCAACAAGAGCGUACAGGUCACAGUGGUGGGUAGUGUAUGGGGCUUUGGAGACAAAACGGAUGGCACUGUGAUAGACUACAUCCAAUUUGCUGAGUAGAGUGUUGGAGGCUAUUUUGUAAAUGACAUCGCCGAAGUCAAGGAUCGGUAGGAUAGUCAGUUUUACGAGGGCAUGUUUGGCAGCAUGAGUGAAGGAGGCUUUGUUGCGAAAUAGGAAGCCAAUUCUAGAUUUAACUUUGGAUUGGAGAUUCUUAAUGUGAGUCUGGAAGGAGAGUUUACAGUCUAACCAGACACCUAGGUAUUUGUAGUUGUCCACAUACUCUAGGUCAGACCAGUCGAGAGUAGUGAUUCUAGUCGGGUGGGCGGGUGCCAGCAGCGUUCGAUUGAAGAGCAUGCAUUUAGUUUUACUAGUGUUUAAGAGCAGUUGGAGGCCACUGAAGGAGUGUUGUAUGGCGUUGAAGCUCGUUUGGAGGUUUGUUAACACAGUGUCCAAUGAAUCUCUCUUCCUUCCUUCACAUCAGUUGAGAGUCUCUGGCAGUGAAACACCCAGGAGUAACAUUAGCUAUAACAGUGUGUUAGUGUGAUAAGAAAGGGAUAAACGCCAACGUUCUGUACAUUACCUUGGAAAUAAUGGAAGACACUGCCAAGUCCCUUUGCCGAGUUCAUUUUUCCUAGGUAAUGUACAAAACGGAGGCGUUUAUCCCGCUUAUACCACAGUUGCCAAAGAAAAUAAUAUGAAAGCACACAUUUACUGGUAUAAAUACCUUUUUUUCGUUGAGAUUUUAACUUUAAUAUGCUAAUUCAUACUUUCUCAUCUUUUGAAUGCUAGAGACCCGACCCAGUCGUUCAUUUGAUGUUUAUGGACGCAACCCAGUUGUUCAUUCUAAAUGUUCCAUUGCCAUGCUCGCUGGCAACGUUCUAAUCCCUUGCUUGCUAGCUAGCCAGCUAGCUACGGCUAACACAGUUACGACCUCUGCAGCCAGAAUAACAGCAAAGUAGCUGUUUUCUAUUGACAUUCAUUUGGAUACAUCAAUAACAAUGAGCUGAUAAUGGCCGGUUUUCCCUGGCAUAGCUAGUAACAGCAGUUAUAACAGAGUGAAGGGAACAGUCCUAGUAGUGACCCUCUCUCUCUCUUUACCUAUCUCUCACUCGUUCUCAAUUCAAUUCAAUGUAAGGGGCUUUAUUGGCAUGGGAUACAUAUGUUUACAUUGCCAAACCAAGUGAAAUAGAUGAUAAACAAAAGUGAAUUAAACAAUAAAAAAAUUAACAGUAAACAACAUUUAAAAAAUAAUAGACAAGUGUCAUAUUAUGUGUAUAUAUACAGUGUUGUAAUGAUGUGCAAAUAGUUAAAGUAUGAAAGGAAAAUAAAUAAACAUAAAUAUAGGCUGUAUUUAUAAUGUGUGGUUGUUCUUCACUGGUGCCCUUUCUUGUGACAGUGGUUCACCAAUGUUGGAGUUUGAUGACACACUGUGGUAUUUUCACAAUAUUUAUGGGAGUUUAUCAAAUUGGAUUGUUGUCUUCAAAUUCUUUUGGGCUGGAUAAUUAGGAAGUAGUGUUCCAAAUUUUAUGGAUACCUACAUUUGGCAGGGAGGGUUUAGGAAGUGUCAGUCAGUUUCCACCUCUUUUGUGGGCAGUGUUUGCACAUAGCCUGUCUUCUUUGAGAGCCAGGUUGCAGAUGCCUUUCUCAUUAGCAAGGGUCGUGUACAUAGUCAAAGAUACUCAUACUCUCUCUCUCUCUCUCUCUCUCUCUCUCUCUCUCCUCUCGCUCUCCUCCUCUCUCUCUCUCUCUCUCUCUGCAGGAUGUUAACAGUGUUCAGACUGCACUCGUUCUCUCAGUUCUUUGUUCAGCCCUCUGAGUGGAAGGGAGGAGUUCAGCACCGCGAUUAUGUCCUGUGUGCCGCAUUCCUGCCCCCUCAGACCCUUGUCACAGGUGUGUGUUUGAGUCUGUGUGUGUGUGUGUGUGUACAUUUGUGUGUACAGUAUGUGUCUCUGUGUGUGUGGACUUCCAUUAGAAUGAAAGAUUGCCCGCUCAAGCAACAGAAGGAGAGAAAUAGAGAAAAAAUCCACUGAAGUAAAACUAUCUGGGAGCAAUUAGCUGGUGAUUAAAGUGAGUGGUGUUAUCAAAGGCACUGUGCUCCCACGGUCUCUCUGCUCGGGAGCUUUGUGUGUGUGGGUGUGUGUGUGUGUCUGUGCGCGCGCGUGUGUGUGUGCGUGCGUGCGUGCGUGUGCAAAUGUGAGUAUGUGUGUGUAUGCCCGAUAUCUGCCUGUCAGGCCCACAGGCACACAGCACCCCCAGCGGAGGCCUGAACUCAGGCUCAACAUGGCUACCAUUAAGUACUAAUGCUUACCCACAGAGAAUAACCCAUCAGAAUGAUUAGGAGAUCAACCUUAAUGUUAACCGCACUAAUCUUCCAUUAACAUCACUUCAGGAUUUAUCGGGAGCUUUGAGAUGCAGGUGCUUAUCUGGGGGCCAUUACUAUAGAAUGGUCUUCUUCUUAUGAAUACACACGUCUCUAUCGAGAGGCCUCUCCUGUGUAGAGGACUGAAAGGUUGGUCUAUUAUGAAGACUGUUCCAUGAAACAGAAAUGGAUCUCUCCUGUGUACUGUAUAGAUAGAAAUGUCUUCACAAAGCUAAACUAGCACAGUUGUAGAGCUAUAGUUCUGAGAUACGGUGGCAAUGUUCCUGUUGAGAGGUACAGCACAGACUACACUCAUCUUGCACAAUGGCUACUCUGUGAAAGAUUCACUGCAGCGAUGAGUACAAGGCAAAGGAAAAGAACAGAGAGGGAACAUUUAGAAGAAUAUAAGAGAAGACUUUGGACAUAUAAAUAGAAUGGAAGGAAAGCAGACUGUUUCUGUUAGAUUAGAAAAGUUGGGAACAGAAAGAUAGGACAAGAUACUUUCAAAACAUAUUUAUCUCGUUCUCUCGCUCUCUCUGUCGCUCUCUCACCCACUCUCUCCAUUCUCUCUCUCCUUCCCUCUCUCUCUCCCAAAUUAAGUUAUGUUUAUUAGCUCUCCCUGUGUGACAGAGAGGAAAAUUAACCUGAGUAGUCUGCCUUUUAGGCCUGAAGUAGGGUGUGUGUGUGUGCGUACGUCUGUGUAUGUGUGUGUGUAUGGAUCUUUGCGUAUGUGUGCAUGAGAAUCAGAAUGCAGGAGAACUGUACUCUCCUCAUCAAUAUUCAAACUCUGUGCAGCGCUUUGCUUGGCCGCUCCUCGCGCUCCGACACUCACGGCCUUCCUCCCUCUUUACUGCUCUCUCUUUCGUUUCACUCCCCGUAUUUCACCCCUAAAGCAGGCAGUCUCUCUCUUCUUCCUCCCGUCUCCCCUAUCCACCUGCUCAUCUCAUCUAAUUGACCUAAAAGAGGUUUGGGACAUAAGAAGUCAAGGUAAUUAAAGCUUCUUAAACUUAAACUUUUCCCUCCACAUAAUAAGUGCCUUGACUAUGCUGGAAAAGUAAGCCCUAAACCUCCAUAUUGUUUUGUGUUACAAAGUAGUGUCUUUUUAUAUGUUUGACUAGGUCUGUCUGUAGGCAUGUCUUUAUGUAAAUGUGAUGGGCAUGACGCAUAUGGGCCCAGGACCAUGUACGCUGAGUAUACAAAACAUUAAGAACACCUGCUCUUUCCAUGACAUAGACUGACCAGGUGAAUCCAGGUGAAGGCUAUGAUCCCUUAUUGAUGUCACUUGUUUAAUCAGUGUAGAUGAAGGGUAGGAGACAGGUUAAAGAAGGAUUUUGAGACAUUGUGUAUGUGUGCCAUUCAGAGGGUGAAUGGGCAAGACAAAAGAUUUAAGUGCCUUCGAAUGAGGUAGGCGCACCGGUAUGUUUCAAGAACUGCAAUGCUGCUGGGUUUUUCAUGCUCAACAGUUUCCCGUGUGUGUCAAGAAUGGUCCAUAAGUGUUUGGUAUACUCAGUGUAUUCAUGUUAAGUCAUGUAUAGUGAUGUAAUGUAUCCAGGAGACAUGUUAGAGCACAGCAUGUGGGUGAGUAAUGUCAUUAUGUCUGAACGCCACGGGGUAUUCUUCUAGCCUCUAGCCUCUCUCUCUCUCUCCCUCCCCCUCCCCCUCCCUCUCCUCUCUCCUCCCUCUCUCUCUCUCUCUCUCUCUCUCUCUCUCCUCUCUCUCCCCUCUUCUCUCUCUUCAUCUUCCUCUUCUCUCUCUGUCACUCUCUCUCUUUAGGCUCUGUGACGCUCACCCUGCGUGAAGCAUCCUUCACUCCCGAUAAACGGUCCUCUCAACCUCCUCACUUCUCUCUCUUUCUAUUCUACCGAUUCCCCACGCUGUGAGCCUCCUGGGAGUCUGUCUGUGCACACUGCAGGAGACUGAGAGAGAGACCGAGAGAAAGAAAUAAGGAUACCAUGAGAGAGAGAGGCAGUGCUAACAGUCAGUGGAUAUAGCUGGCCCCUGGGCAGCAUGAAUAAUGCAUUGGGCUCCCUCAAUGUGCAACACUCAUAAACCGUUCUCGACUGCUCAACAUUACGAUACUGAACUCCUUUCAUCACAUCUCUUCUCCUCUUCUCUUACCCUCUCUUCGUAGCACGUCCUCCUACCGACGACGCUCCACAGACUGUCCUACGCUGAAGAGACACCUCGGAGUUCCAUCCUAUUCAUCUGGCCUGCCUCCAUCUCUCGACCUCCUUUUUCCUCCUCCUCCUUCCUCCAUCCUCAUUUCCUCCUCCUUCUCUCCCUCUUCCUCCUCCUUCUCUCCCUCCUCCUCUUCCUCCUCCUUCUCUACCUCCUCUUCCUCCUCCUACUGCUCCUUCUCUCUCCUACUGAUCAGCUCCUCCUGAACCCUCACAUCACACAGAGGAGCCAUGUUGUAUCAUGCUGUAUUCAGAUAAGCUCCUCCUGAACCCUCACAUCACACAGAGGAGCCAUGUUGUAUCAUGCUGUAUUCAGAUAAGCUCCUCCUGAACCCUCACAUCACACAGAGGAGCCAUGUUGUAUCAUGCUGUACUAUGAUCAGUGUUGGCAGGCCCAGAAAGAACAUAUGUUGUGGUAUUGUUUGUAAAGCGCUAUGAAGGUGUAAUCAUAACAUGACACACUGCACCUUCAGGAAAAUGAUUCUGAAAGGUUCUGGAAAGUUUGGCAAAGAGUGAAGAGAUUUCGUAAUGUGCAUAUCCUGUUUGCUUCCUGUUUUCUGUGUGGACAGGAAGUUAUGACGGGGAGCUCACGGUAUGGAACAACAGCACAGAGAACGCCCUGAGAAAGCUCCGUCCAGAUCCUGAGAGAGAAUGCAGCAAGGCUCAGACAGGUCAGAACCAAACACACACUCACACACCACCUGUCAAACGUACUACUAGAAGUACUACUGCUUAACCCCCACACUCUACACAAGACUCAUCAUCAGUGUGUAAUGGAAACGGUGAGGAGGACUCAGAGAGCAGUGAUGGCGUCUCCAGACUCUUCUUCCUGCCAGGACGCAAUGGCGUGGCCACCGCUGGUGAGAGAUGGUGUCUUUGUAGACUGCUGUGAAAGGAUACGUGAUUCUAUUGUAUUCUAUUAUACUAUUCUAGUCACUGACUGGCCCCGUUCUGUUCGGUAGGUGGAGCGGACCUGGUCUCAUGUGGCGGUUCUGGUCUGGUUCGGUUCUGGAACACGGUCCAGAGCGGUCUGGUUGCUGUGUUCAUGGCUCAUAAAGACACAGGUUCCAUCAUCAUGACCAUGAGCGCCUGUGGUCGAUACCUGGUCACUGCUGACAUGGAGGGAACCCUGAAGACCUGGGGCAUACAGGUGGGAGAGGGAGAGAGAAACCUCUAUACUAGCCCCAGACAUUUCCUGUUUAGUAGCUUUAAUGGUCUGUGAUUAUUUGUUGUGGUGUUCUGUGUGUGUGUUUGUCUGCCUGUCCAUUAGGAAUACUGCCUCCUGCCCAGCAACGGAGUGACCAAUGAGGCUCCAGAACUGCUGGGUAGACUCCGCCCACACAUGGACUGUGUAACUCACCUGGAGACUUGUCUCCAUGGUGACAGGCUCCUCCUCCUCUCAGCAUCUGCAGACUGUAGCGUAGCUCUCAGCUACCUGCCUGGGGACACAGUGGGCGUGUUCGGACAGGUGUGUGUGUGUGUGUGUGUGUGUGUAUGUGUGUGUGUGUGUGCUCGGUCACAGGUGUGUAACAGGUACUCAUCUACACCAGUGGAGGCUCCUCAGAGGAGGAAGGGGAGGACCAUCCUCCUCAAUGAAUUUCAUAAAAAGAAAUAGUGAAACAUAAAAAAAGGAUAUCCUUUUUAGAUACAACUAUACUAAAUAUAAAAUAGUUGAGUAAAACACACUGCUUUGCAAUGAAGGUCUACAGUAUCCUCAACAGCACUCCGUAGGGUAGCAUCCUACAGUUUCUGUCCUCCUUGACUUCAAUACAAAACCUAGGAGGCUCGUGGUUUCACCCCCUUCCAUAGACUUACACAGUAAUUAUGACAACUACCGGAGGACGUCCUCUUGCUCUUGCAGCAUGAACUGACAUCACAGGAGGUUGGUGGCACCUUAAUUGGGGAGAACGGGCUCAUGGUAAUGACUGGAGUGGAAUUAGUGGAAUGGUAUCAAAUACAUCAAACACAUGGUUUCCAGGUGUUUAAUGCCAUUCCAUUUGCUCCGUUAAGGCCAUUAUUAUGAGCCGUUCUCCCCUCAGCAGCCUCCUGUGACAUGUUGUCCACCCAAUCAAAGGAUCAGAGAAUGAAUCUAGUAAUGAAAGCAUAAGCUACAGCUAGCUAGCACUGCAGUUUUUAACAUGUGGUGAGUAGUUGACUCAAAUAGAGAGAAAGACAAUAGUUGAACAGUUUAAUUUCUUAAAAAAUGAAGAAGCGAGAGCUAGCUAUAUAUAUAUAUUUUUUUAAACUUUCACUUACUUAGCUAGCUAAUGCAGCUAGCUAGUUUAGCCUACUCAAACACCUGGCUCAAACAGAGAGGGAUGCUAUGUUAGCUAGCUAGCUAAGUCAAGGUAAGCUUUUGGUUUUAUUAAUUUAUUGCCACCGGGGCCCGCCGGUGUAACUGCUAAACUGCUUGCUGAAUAUACACUGUACUGCAUGAUUGUAGUGGGUUUACCAACGCGUUAGUUCUAGUAGCUAUGUUGACUAUGACGUUAUUAUGGUGACAACGAUGUAGGCUGUGUGUAGCGGUUAGCGGUCAUGAUAUGAAGGUUUGGCUUCAAAUGUUUUUAUACAACGAUCAAUGGGAUCAUGCUGUUUGUAUGUGGCUGCUAUGAAAAUGAACUGAGUUUGCUUGUGAUCAGGGGUGUAUUCAUUCUACCGAUUCUGUUGAAAAACGUGUCUUAAAUGGAAACAAACGUAACGAAAUGGGGAUAAACAUGAAUUUGUCCAAUAGAAACUCUUAUUUGCCACUGUUGGACUAAUGAUUACGCCCUAGAUCAGCUAGAUGCAGGCAAGAGUGUGCAAGGCGGUAUUGAAUGUGUCACUGUCUGUCACCUUGAUUACUAAAAUGUAUCUCAACCUGUACACCUACGUUGUAAACCUUCAUUUAUAAGCUAGGUUGUAGCAACCUCAUGAUGGGUAUAGGGACAUUUUGAGUAUUAUGUAGUAGCCUAAAUCUAUCAAUGUUACAUUGAACUGGGUGAAUGGAAUAUGAAUGACAGUCAUCCAACAUGCUGUAAUAGAAAUAAGGUAAUGCUCAUGAAAAAUAUCGUCCUCCCUCAUCUUAAACGGCACCGACCGCCACUGAUCUACACACCCAGUAACCCUAUGAACUCUGGUAGGCAGUGAUUAUCACUCUGGUAGGCAUCACUCUGGUAGGCAGUGAUUAUCACUCUGGUAGGCAGUGAUUAUCACUCUGGUAGGCAGUGAUUAUCACUCUGGUAGUCAGUGAUUAUCACUCUGGUAGUCAGUGAUUAUCACUCUGGUAGGCAUCACUCUGGUAGGCAGUGAUUAUCACUCUGGUAGGCAUCACUCUGGUAGGCAUUAUUCUGGUAGGCAUCACUCUGGUAGACAGUGAUUAUCACUCUGGUAGGCAUUACUCUGGUAGGCAUCACUCUGGUAGGCAGUGGUAGGCAUCACUGGUAGGCAGUGAUUAUCACUCUGUAGGCAUCACUCCGGUGGGCAUCACUCUGGUAGGCAGUGAUUAUCACUCUGGUAGGCAUCACUCUGGUAGACAUCACUCUGGUAGGCAGUGAUUAUCACUGGUAGGCAGUGAUUAUCACUCUGGUAGGCAUCACUCUGGUAGGCAGUGAUUAUCACUCUGGUAGGCAUCACUCUGGUAGGCAUCACUCUGGUAGGCAUCACUCAGGUAGGCAGUGAUAAUCACUCUGAUAGGCAUUACACUGGUAGGCAUCACUCUGGUAGGCAUCACUCUGGUAGGCAUCACUCUGGCAGGCAUCACUCUAGUAGGCAGUGAUUAUCACUCUGGUAGGCAUCACUCUGGUAGGCAUUACUCUGGUAGGCAUCACUCUGGUAGGCAUCACUGGUAGGCAGUGAUUAUCACUUUGGUAGGCAUCAUUCUGGUAGGCAUUACUCUGGUGGCAUCACUGUUGUAGGCAUCACUCUGGUAGGCAGUGAUUAUCACUCUGACUGAGUGUGUGAACAGUAUGUGGGAGGUGUGUGGCUGAUGAAUUAGAAAUGAAACCGGACUAAACUCUGUUUAGAAGUGUGUUUGUAAAAAGAUGCUUACUGAGUUUAACCCCCCCCCCCCCCCACACACACACACACAUACACACAUCUUUAGGAGGAGCACUGGCGUUUGGACGGGCCUGGAUCUGUCCAAGGGGGAGAAGGAGAGCCCAGGGAGGGGACAUUGUCGCCGCAGAGCCCCAGUGGGACAGACCCUGAGCUGGACAGCCAACCCCUCAAGGUGCGGGAGGAGAGCAGAGCAGUAGUGGAGACAGAGGAGGCUGGGGAGGACACAGGCCUGGAGAGAGAGGAGCUGGGGUCAAUGUAGGUUCCCACUGUGUCACAACAAGACAGUCUGAACUUUAUGAUCGUAAUACGUUCUGAAAGGGACUGAACAUACUGUACACAGCUAGAAAUCCCACUGGAGACAAAAGACUGGUUGUAGCUAACUAGAUAUUCGCCAUACACCAACACAUGACAUAAUGUCUUUCAUCUAGUAAUUCACUGUGAUGUCUGCAUGAUGUGUGUGUUUGUGUGUCUGUAGUAUUCCCGGUGACUGUCUUCCUCCAAGUAGUGUUUUGGGGCGGAGCUACAAGGAGAGGCGGGGCCUUAGGGUGAGUGACAGCCGACCUGGCCAUAGGGAGACACCACUGAAUACUGAUGUUGGUAAGUCCAGACUCAGCUAAUGGGUUCCCUCCCUGUAUUCUCCUGCCAGCCUUCCUUUCUCCUCUUAUCUGAAGUCGUGUGUGUGUGUGUGUGUGUGUGUGUGUGUGUGUGUGUCCUCCCUCUGCAGGUACGUUCAGUGGGCUGCGUAUCGGAGAAGUACAGUCUGUAGGAGAGCUGUCCAGGCCAGAGUUUAUCACACACCCACACCGCUACUUCAACCAUAGAGACAAUACCAGCCCAAUAUACCCAGCCAUACCUGCCAACAGUGAGGGUACGCCCCUUUAUUGGUGUGAAUAAAAAGAAACAAAAAUAUAAAACCAAAAGUUUGAUUAAUAAGUCGUUUUAAGAUCAUGUAUAGUUGAAAGAUAGAAUACAGGUCUGUUAUUUUGUGUCUGACUAGCUUCAGGAUGUUAUUCCCUCUCUGUGCCCUCAUGCAGUGGUGAAGGCUGCCUUUGACGAGCGGAGUCUGUUCCCUAAAGAGCUCCUGGAUGGAGAGGACAAGACUAUGCAUGGAGCCAGGAAACAGAGGAACAGGGAGAAGCGGAUCAACGCCAGGGGGCGUGGAAGGAAGGACAGGUGA
Molecule: messenger RNA, 19929 nt
Organism: Coregonus sp. 'balchen'
Lineage: Eukaryota; Metazoa; Chordata; Actinopteri; Salmoniformes; Salmonidae
Source: the annotation of a GenBank genome assembly